ACGUCCUCUAGGCGUACUGAAAAUUGAGUGCGCAUGCGCUGCGGGGGUCAGAGCGUGUCCCGGAAGUUGAGCAUUUUCGCUUCCAUUGAAUAAACUGAGCGAAUGAUCAUUGUUUGAUGGAUAUGGCUCAAAUGGGACAUUUUACGAGGCGGAGGGAAGGACCUCUUCCACCUCACCCACCACCCUCCUGGGAUGAGCACCAGGCCUAUGAGGAGCUGUUAUACUGGGAUAAUCUCAUACAGGAGGGUUACCGCCUGCACCCGCACGAUUACGACCGGUAUGAAGAGUUGCGUUAUUGGUAUGACUGCUUGUGUUAUGAAGAAGACCUCAGGCAGUACAAUGAUUACAUUGUUGAGUACAGGAAGUGGGAAGAUGAGAAUGUGCACUCAGGCGAGCCGCUUCCACCGAUGAGGCCACCGCCUCAGCGAACUUUUGUGAACGAGGAUCGCUAUAUAAAGGCCAAGCACACAAUGGUGUACCCAUCAGCUGAGCAGCUGGAUGCAGUGCAGAGCAUGGUGUCUCAUAUGGAGUGUGCCCUGAAGUCCGUCUCUGAUUGGUUAAAUGAAAAAGAGAGUAGUGCUGCUGAUGAUGAAAGCAGUGAUUCACCUCAAAGUAAACUGCGUGGUGUUUUGAGAGUGGGCCUGGUGGCUAAAGGACUCCUGCUGAAGGAUAAUUUGGAGUUAGAGUUGGUGCUGCUCUGCAGGGAUAUGCCCACCAGUUCUCUGCUCAGGCUGAUCUCGGGAAAACUCUCGGAAUUCAUUAAGGAUGUUACUGAGGAGAAAUACGUCAUCACUCCAUCUAUCCAAGAAGCUGCUAUUAUUGUUACUAGCACGAACGAGCCCAUGCUGAAACUGAGCAUCCAUCUGACCUCGCCUAUGGUCAGGGAGCAGGUUGAAAAAGAGGCAUCUGGAGAACCGUGCGCGGAAAGCUCUCCGCAGGACGCUCUGGACAGGCAGAAAUGCCUGGCUUCUCUGGCGUCUCUCCGCCAGGCCAAGUGGUUCCAGGCUAAAGUGUCCAGCGUUGAGUCGUGUGUCAUUGUGAUUCGGAUCUUGCGGGACUUGUGUUCCCGUGUUUCAACGUGGGCCCCGCUCAAAGGCUGGAUUCUUGAGCUGCUGUGUCAGAAGUCCAUUUCAACCAGCGAGAGGCCGCUGGGACCUGGAGAGGCGUUCCGGAGAGUUCUAGAGUGUCUUGCGUCGGGGAUACUAAUGCAGGAUGGUCCAGGCAUAUCUGAUCCCUGUGAGCGAGACAGCACUGAUGCUGGCGCUCAUCUUACACUGCAAGAGCGAGAAGAUAUUACCCAGAGUGCCCAGUUUGCCUUAAGGCUGUCAGCUUUUGGGCAGCUUUACAAAGUUCUUGGAAUGGACCGGCUCAAUUCCAAAGCCUCUAGAAUUCUCGGCGAACACCACAGAGUCGGUGAUUUCCCAGCAAAGAGACCAAGGGAAGUUUAUGAUGCUGGGGACCUUGACAUAAAAUCGAAAUUUCCAAGAAAAGAAAAGAGCGAACCAGCAAAUGCCCUAAUGAAGUUGAACCAGCUCCGGCCUGGGACCCUCUACAGAUUGGCAUCACAGACUGGGCCUGAACAUGAACCUCAAUUUACUAUGGCUGUGGAGGUGGAUGGGAUAACUUAUGAGGCUACAGGCCCUUCCAAACGCAGCGCUAAGCUUCAUGUCGCCCAGAAAGUGCUGCUGGCAUUAGGUGUGCCCUUGCCGUCUGAAACUAAACCUGCUGAUGAAAAGAAGUCUGUUGCCACACCUGCAGCCUCUGGUUCCGAUGAAACCACUCCUUCAGGGUCUGAUGACGGCACUGAGGGUGGACCCAUCCUCACCAAACAUGGCAAGAAUCCUGUCAUGGAGCUCAACGAGAAGAGGCGAAGUCUGAAAUAUGAACUUGUCUCUGUCAAGGGACGCUUCAAUGACAAGACCUUCACCAUUGAGGUGGAGGUUGAUGGGCAGAAAUUCCAGGGCUCUGGAUCAAAUAAGAAAUUGGCCAAAGCCAACGCAGCACUUGCGGCUUUAGACCAGCUCUUUCCAGAAGGUUCUCCUGCAGACCCACUCAAGAAGAAGAGAUUCCCUCCUAUGGGCUAUGGUAUGGCUGGAUUACCUUACAAUGCAGGCAAUCGAGGUAGAGGAAGAGGCCGAGGUAGAGGCAGAGGAUUCAACACUGGCAAUUUUGCAGGCGCCACCGCUACUGCUGGACUGACCCCAGCUGUGUCUGUUACCAACUCCAGCACACCUAUGACUCCCCAGGAGGACCCGUCUGCAACCGCUGCCAUCAGCGCGGCCACCUACCAGGCUGUCCCUCCACCAAUGACUGGCUAUUAUAAUCAGUACUCUCAAUCCUAUUCACAAUUCAAAAAACCCCUCGAUCAGGGCCAGGGCCAGACCCAGAAUCAAAACCAGAGCAAAACAACAAAUCAACAAGCUCCUCUUGUUGGACCAGACUACGGCUAUGGAUAUCAAGGGGCUGGCAUGGGUAUGGGAGGAACACCUGAUUUCAAUUAUGCAGCAUACAGUGGACCACCUGGUACAGCAGCGUUCGGGCCACCUGGAACAACAAAUCAGAGCUAUAGCUUCACCCAGAGCGCUUAUCCCAACCUGGGCGGCUACAGCAGUGGAGCCAGUACCACAGACUACACAUACAGAUAAAUGUUCCCUUUGCUCUCUCAGGUUGAGGAUAAACAGAUGCUUUUCCAAACAACUGAAAAGUCAGUUCUGUAAUUGCAACAUUGACUCUCUAAACCUUUUGAGAUUUUAUACUGUUUGUGUUACUUUUGCCGUUUGAACUGCACCCCGGUAACUGAAUUAGCAUGGUUUUGAUUCACCAUUAGUUUCAGGAAAUAAUACAUCAGGGUGGUGGAAGUUCUGUCUGUGCCUGAAUGGUCGGUGUGACUCAAAUGGGAAUUAAGUGUCACAUUAGUGUUCUGUUUUUCCCCAAGGGUAUAUUUAUAGUUAUUCUCUUAUUUUACCUCUAAAAUUUUAGCAGGUUUUUUUUUUUUUUUUGACUGAAUGUGGACAACAGAAUGACCAGACUUUGUUUACUUCCCUGAAACCACUUAAGCUGUCCCUUGUUUGGAGUUUUAAGAGGUUUGAUUUGCGCUACUCGGUUUAAUCUUGGUAUCGUCUUUUAUGUAGAAUGUAGUUAUUCACUGUUAAAUAGGCAAGUGCAGGAAAUGUUGUUCUCUGAGGUGGAUGUUGUAAGUCAUAUAUUUGACCUGUGCAGAAAUAAACCUUUUUUUCUAUUUUUAA
Molecule: messenger RNA, 3245 nt
Organism: Pimephales promelas (fathead minnow)
Lineage: Eukaryota; Metazoa; Chordata; Actinopteri; Cypriniformes; Leuciscidae
Gene: ilf3a
Product: interleukin enhancer binding factor 3a
Cellular component (GO): precatalytic spliceosome
Molecular function (GO): double-stranded RNA binding; single-stranded RNA binding
Source: RefSeq, a predicted model, not a curated record